CGGGGAAGAGGAAGAGGUGGGUAUGGUGGAGGCGGAGGCGGAGGGGGUGCUGGAGGUAGAGAGAGGGAAUCAGUAGCGGAAUUGGGGCUCAAUAGGUUUAAAAGGAUGAUCAUUAAAUUUGGGGAUGAUGAGGACUUUUCCCCAGUCGACGAUGCUACUCGUCUCGCUGCUGUCUUGAAACGAUCUUGGUCUGAGGCUUGCCCUGCGGUUCUGGAAGGCUUCAGAAUAGGGGUCACACAAGAACCGUACAAACAUCAUCUCUACGUCUGUCUCCUCUUACAAUUAUCUCGCAAACAUCAAUCGGACCCUAUCGACGAAGACGUCAAAGUCGGCGAAAAACGUAAAGCUUCCGAUGAUGGUCCAGAUCAUGGUCGUGAGAUAAUACAAGACCUAACUCAGGCCUUCAGAAUCUGGGUGGAAGGUCGUCAAUGGCUGAACAUGCGUUUGACUCUUCAAUUUUUUGCAUUGCUAGUCGUCACAAAACUCAUUUCCGCCGAAUCAAUAUUGGGAGUUUGUACAAGUCUACUUGCUGUGUUGAGUGAAUUGGGUGGUGGAGGGGACAGAGCCGAACGUGUCAUUCGGGCUGUUUCUGAGGCUUUGAUGAGAUGCGGCCAUGUCUUGUAUGUCACCAACCCAGAUAGCGUGGAACAUAUGAUCGGCAUGAUUGAAAAUGCCAUAUUGAACCGUGGUGGUGGAAAGGUUCUAUACGACCCUAUAUGUCCUAUCAUGCCUCGAGGGCAGGAGACUGAGCCGUACCAGGAUUCACUGGGCAACUUGCUAGCUAGUCUACACGCUCUUCGAUCCUCUGACCCCCCGUUUGUCAGCCCGCAAAGUAUGCCGAGACCUUGGGAGGAAAUGUCAUUGCCAGAGGGGAUGGUUCAAAGUGAAGCCGUCUACUUGGAAGCGGUCAGCAUGCCCCCGGAAUUAUUCGACAGCGGGGAUGUUUUGGAGAAGGACGGUGAAGGUCUGAUUGGGUCGUUGCGGCUGUUCGGCGACGAUAUUGUUCCAUCUCCAGAUACAGCAGACGGGUGGAUACUCCGUUCUUUAGUCCUCGACAUUCUGACCAUUUUCGAGAUCAAUCGAAAAGAAUGCGCUCGGAUUUUACUGUCCCUUCCUCGAUAUCUCACCGCUGGCACAUUCAAACCCCCCGCUACCACUGCUGCUCCUGCAGAAGUCACUUCAGUUUCGACACUAUCUUGCGAAUCAUUGAUCAUUGCUACAAUCUUUUCCGCCAUGCUCACGCUACCGUCGUCUGCCCUACCUCUCAUUUACUAUGGCUCAGUCAUCACCGAGCUGUGCAAGGUAUCUCCCAACACUGUCGCUCCUCCUGUUGGAAGAGCAGUGAGACGAAUGUUCGCUAUGCUAGGUAGUGAGGGGCUUGACAUAGAGGUGACGAGGCGGUUAAGCGAGUGGUUAGCAAUACAUUUGAGUAAUUUCGGGUUUCAAUGGAUGUGGAAAGAAUGGAUAUCCGAGUUAGAACUUCCUGCUAGUCAUCCUCGAAGAGCAUUCAUGAGACGUCUAGCGGAGCUCGAAGUCCGUCUGGCAUACUACGAUCGAAUCGUUGAUACUCUCCCUCCUCAGAUCGUCUCUGAAAAAGGUGCCGUCUUACCCGCGGAACCUCCCGAGCCCGCUUGGCUAUACGAAAAAGAAGAACAUCAUCUAUUUGCAGAAGCCAACGAACUCUUACGACUUUUACGUGCGAAAACCCCCUCUUCAGAUGUCCGGACUUACAUUACUACCCUGCCUCUUGCCUACCCUGACGGUCCAUCGGAACCAAUGUCACAAUCUAUAACACUCAUGGCUAUCGAAACCAUCUUACAUCUCGGUUCACGAUCAUUCUCUCAUUUUCUCAAUGCUACCGAAAGAUAUCUCGAUCUCCUACGUUUUCUCUCUCCCGACCCCACCGCUCGUAGAUUGUUGUUAGAUGGUAUACGGAAUUACUGGCGAUGGUCAAGUCAAUUGAGGCUAAUGACGGUUGAUAAGUACAUGCAAUAUGGGAUAUUGGAAGGUGAAGAUGUGGUCGAUUGGGUGUUUGGACAAGAAACAGGAGGAAGUGGUGGUGAGGAAGGUGAUGGAUGGACGGAUUUUGAUCAUUGGGAAUUACUCAGGAUGUGUAUUGGGAAGUUGGUUGGAAGAGUGAGUAGAGAUAAGAGUAGGGUUAAAAAUGUGGAGAGGGAGGAUGAAGCUGCUAGAGCGAGAAAAGCUGCGGAGAGGAUUGAGAGGGGUGAAGGAGUUGGAAUGGAUGAUGUUGAGAUUGUUGAUGACUCUGCAGAAAGAUCUAAAGAACUUCGAGACGCUCAAACAUCACUAGAUAUCAAUACCACCACUCUAGAACAUGUGUUACUCAACACCACCAAACAUUUCAUAUCUACCCUUCUCCCAUGGGUAUUCGACCCUUCUUCCACAUCUCAAGGUCUCGCGGGAGUGUUGAGACUUCUCGAUUCUGGUGAAGAAGGAUUUUGGGCCAUGAGAGCUAGAUGGGGAUGGUGGAGGGAGUUUGUGCGUUUAUAUUCGAUUCAUCUGUCAGCACUUGUUGAACCUGUUCAGAAAGCGGUUUGGGAUGGGAUACCUAAAAGGGAAGAAGAGGAAGAAAGUGUGGAGGUUAGGGCAGAGGGUAUGGUAAAAGAUGUUUGGAGGUUUGUUGUGACUGAGUGAUGCGAAUAUCUUUAAGUUGAG
Molecule: messenger RNA, 2676 nt
Organism: Tremella mesenterica DSM 1558
Lineage: Eukaryota; Fungi; Basidiomycota; Tremellomycetes; Tremellales; Tremellaceae
Exons: 9
Coding region: 106-2655 (849 amino acids)
Biological process (GO): nuclear-transcribed mRNA catabolic process, nonsense-mediated decay; mRNA export from nucleus
Cellular component (GO): nuclear cap binding complex; nucleus
Molecular function (GO): RNA cap binding; mRNA binding
Source: RefSeq, a predicted model, not a curated record